UAGUCAGAUGAUCUCAUAUCAAUUAUCAUAGGUUACCUGACACGUUUAUCCAAUAAAACGUUAACUCAAUUCAAACAAAGUAAACAAAUAUCUGUAUAAUCAGAGGAAUAUGAAUGUGAAUCAUAUUAUUUCCGUUACCUUAUCAAAUUCUCAGUUUGGUCAAUCCUUAAUGUGACUGACGAGACGUGGAAAAUAAGGAGUUAGCCAAUUGUUACUACUGCCAUUAAAUAGGUUUUCGGUCCAAUUUGGCCAGAGAGGGUUGGUUAAUAUGGCGACAGUUGGAAAUUCAGAGGUUGAGUUUAAAGAAGUAGAAGUCCUCGAAAUUAUGCUCGGCGAUGAGAAAUUAUUCGAGGAAAAACGGGAAUUCUCUCUUGCUAUUGGAAUCAAAAAGGCUGAUGUCAUACUGAAGUUGCAUCGGUUGACAAAUAACCAAAUCACGAUGAAAAACUACUACACAGAAGACUUGGAAAAGUUACGGAGUGGAAGUGAAUCGCCUUCAGAGAUGUAUGCAAAAUUGAUUAAGAUUUUGGAAAAUCUGAAAUUGUUAUGUUCCGCCAAGAAAGUGGAAAAACUCUCUGGAAGAUCAGAAGUGGAGAAAGAAAAAUCGCAAAUUUUUCAUGGCGUUCCUCCUCAAGAUGCUGGUCUGGUGGGUCGUGACGCUGAGCAUGCAGAACUCGAUAACUUUCGCACUAAAAAGCCUUACAAGGUGGUCUACAUUUCUGGCCUCCCUGGGCAAGGGAAGACUCAAUUUAUCAUUCAAUAUGUCACCUCUAUCCGUGAUGACUUCAACAUUUGCUGGCUUUCUGCCCACAACGUGACAACCUUGACUCAUUCCUUGACCAAAUUCGCGUCUGACGAGCUUCCCCUUAAGACUGAUACUUUGGACAAGUUGGACAAGAUGACUUUCCCAGAACUGAUGUCAACCGUGCUGAGUGGGAUGAAUAAGUUAGGUCAACAAUGGAUCACAGUACUCGACAAUGUGGACACAAAGUUCGAUGAAUUUGUGGAACUAGUUAAAAAUCGUGCAAACGCUACUGAUUCCUUCACCCUUGUGACCUCGAGGAUAAACAAUCUUCUAAACAUGACUCCUAAUAUUGGUCAUAUGAUACUGGGCGGGCUGAAGUUGGAGGAUGCGAAGACACUCAUAACCAACCAGAUUGAUGGUGCCACGGCAGAGGAGGCGAAUAAGCUAUGGGAAAUAGUUGGUGGACAUCCUUUCUCUUUACAACAAUGCAGCUCGUCCAUUCGUCAAGAAAAGAUCAAUUACCAAUGUUCAGUUUCCGAUUUUUUGAACGAGUUAGAACACGACAUAAGUCUGGGAAUGUCUUGCAAAGCGUUCGAGUACGAGAUGGAAAUUCAAGAACCGACAGCAAUAAUUCUGGGCAAGACAUUAGCAAAACUGGACCCUGCUGCGCUCGAGUGUCUCUACGUUUUGAGUUACAUGCACUCAAAAAAUGUCCCGUUAGACUUGGCAAGUUAUAUUUUUCAUGUUGUAUUUAAUACGGAGAAAGCACACCAUGAAAUCAGCCUCAGGAAACUUAAAGAGUAUAACUUGGUAAGCGUGGAGGAUAAUACGACUCGGACACAUGGACUGGUCCAAUGGGCAGCAAAACGUGCAUUAAAUAGUAGUGAUAAUGUUGCCAAAAAAUCUGAAAUUGAGCAAAAAUUACUAAACUCGAUCGGGAGUAAGGAAAUUGGCAAGGUACUCAAUACGCAGAAUGCUUUUCAUUUGGUCACCAUUUACGACCAGAUACAAUUAAGUACCGGAAGUGUGGUGAAAGUCGUGUGUCCCGAUGUGAACAUUGUCCAGUCUAUCUUUGAAAAAUUGCGGGACGUUUCCGCACUUAGGGAAGCAUUCGAUUUCAUAAAUAAAGCACUGCUCAAAUUUCGUACCGCUUUAGGUGCUGAUAAUAAACACACGUUGCAAGUGGAGGGUCUGUUGUACCAGGCAAUGAUAAAGCUAGGCAGGUACGAUGACGCCGUGGCAGGACUGAAAUCACUCUACUCCAAACUUAUUGCCUCCCAAGGAUUAAAUCAUGAGUUGACUUUAUACGUUGGAAAUGACUUGGCGAGAGCGUUGCAUUUUUCAGGACAUGUAGACCAAGCCAUGGUUGAGGGCGAAAAGGUGUUUCUCGCACGCAAAGAAUUGCUAGGUGAAAGACACGUGGACACGCUGAUUUCAUGGCAUAACUUGGCAAUUUGUAUGUCAGAUUGGAAACGUGGGAAGAAACAGUUUGAGGAGGCGGGUGCCAUACAUGAGGAAAUUUUUAAGAUUAGAUUAAUGGACUUGGGUGAAAAUCAUCAAUCAACACUCAAUUCACGACAUCAAGUAGCUUACUGCAAAUUGCAGCACGCCUUGCAACGUGUUAGAAAGAGUGAAGAGGAGGAAGAACUUUGGGUAGGAGAGAUCACAGAGGUGAAAAAAGAAUUGGAGAAAAUUUCCGAAAUCAGAGGUUCCGUGUUGGGUGAGGAUAAUACGGAAACGCUUCGCACUCAAUAUUGGUUGUGUGUGGCAAUGAUAAAUUUAAAUGAUAGCGAGGAGAGAGACAAGGCUGUUGUGAUUCUGAAUAAAGUCCUUGAAAAGAGGAUUGAAGUCUUGAGGGAGGAGCACGUAGAGGCGAUUGAUACGAAAAAAUUGGUUGAUAAAAUUGAAGGAGAAAAACGUGAUGGAAUAGAUUUUGGUUUUGAAAUAUACUCGUAAGGAUUUAUGUAUUCUUGCGGAACCAAUAAUGAUAUUGUGGGACACUGAAAUUGUAAGAUUGGAGGGGGAGGGAUUUAAUGGGAUUGUAAGGAUAGGAAAUUUUUGUUGGGACAUUGAUUGCACCCCAUGUAAAGUGAAAGCAGUCCGUGUUCGAGAGAAACAAAUUUCUAAGUGUGGGCAACAAAGUGAGGAUGAGAAAGUUAUAUUUCUAUCCAUUUAGAAAAAUUUGUAAACGUUUAUUGUUUUAGAAAUUGCUUGUUUAUAGACUGUAAUCUAAAGUCUGGAGUUUUACUAAAUAUUUACAAUUCUGAAAAAUGCGCUUGCAGUAUUUAAUUUGUAUUAUAUUAUUUUGGAUUCGCAAAUGUACAUAUUUAUCUAUUAAUAUGUGAAUAAAAUCUGUCUUAAUUAA
This is a messenger RNA of Folsomia candida, 3110 nucleotides long. RefSeq lists its product as uncharacterized. The coding region runs from base 269 to 2701 and encodes 810 amino acids. Gene Ontology annotation, molecular function: protein binding. The transcript has 4 exons. Lineage: Eukaryota; Metazoa; Arthropoda; Collembola; Entomobryomorpha; Isotomidae. The record is from RefSeq and is a predicted model, not a curated record.